Messenger RNA from Pollicipes pollicipes, 2964 nucleotides. RefSeq lists its product as uncharacterized. Lineage: Eukaryota; Metazoa; Arthropoda; Thecostraca; Pollicipedomorpha; Pollicipedidae. The record is from RefSeq and is a predicted model, not a curated record. Gene Ontology annotation, biological process: extracellular matrix organization; cell adhesion. Gene Ontology annotation, molecular function: cell adhesion molecule binding. Gene Ontology annotation, cellular component: extracellular matrix. The transcript has 9 exons. The coding region runs from base 1 to 1833 and encodes 610 amino acids.
AUGAAGUGGUCGGUCGUGCUGCUGGCCCUCGGGCUGGCCUCGCUGGCAGACGCCUUCUUCUUUCCGUUCUUCAACAAGGGCAAAGGAGGAGGACAGUCGCACAAGCACGGCUAUCCGGGGGCUAGUAAAGUGCCGACGCACUAUGGUGGCUCGGGGAAGGGCAAGGGCGGCCACGGCAGCGCGGAGGAGGAGGAUAUCCCGGCGGUACUGGAGGUCACGGCGGUGGAGGGGGUGGCUACCCAGGGGGUACUGGAGGGCACGGCGGCGGCGGCAGCAGCGGAGGAGGAGGAGGAGGGUAUCCUGGUGGCACCGGAGGACAUGGUGGCGGAGGAAAGGGGCCUGGAGGUCAAGGAGGGGGAGGAGGAGGAUAUCCUGGUGGCGCUGGAGGACAGGGCGGUGGAGGAACAGGAACCGGAGGUCUCGGCAGUGGAGGAGGAGGAGGAGGAUAUCCCGGUGGAACGGGAAGCACUGGAGGAGGCGCGGGCGCUGGUACCGGCCUCCUUCACCUCGGGCGUGUUCCCGGCGACGCUGACCGGCGGCGCGCCGCUGCCGUCGUACACGCGGACCUUGGUCAGCAGCCUGGCGCCGGGGCCGCGCCGCAGCGCCCCGCCGCCGGUCUCGUACCUGCCGCCCGAGCAGGGCCGCUACGGCCAGGGCCAGGCCUCCGACAAGGUGCCCACCUACGUGCAGCCGGCGAGUGGGGCGCGGCUGCUGCCGGCCGCACCGGUCGCGUCGCCGGCCGAGGACGCCUCGCUGAACGGCGUCAACACUGACCUGUUCACCGCCCAGCUGGAUGAGUCGAACGUGGUGGUGGUGGCGCCGGCGCGGCUGGACGGCCGACCGCGGCUGGCUGGACCCGGGGUACUGCAACAGGGGCCGCAGGUGGCGCUGCAGGCGGCCGCCAGCGGGCCGGAGCCGGUGGCGGGCAGCAGCCGGGUCAAGUCGACCACCUCGCUGCCUGAGCGACUGCGCCAGCUCGGCCUGCUGCGCUUCAUGGCGCUGGUGGAGCGCGCCGGCCUGGAGAAGCUGCUGCUCUCGCGAGGAGGGUUCACCGUGUUCGCCUUCACGGACGAGGCCUGGGCCAUGCUGCCAUACAACCUGCGCGCUCAGCUGACGGCCGACCCGGAGCGGCUGCGCCGGCUGCUGCUGCACCACAUCACGCCCGUGGCGCUCAAGCUGGCCAGCUUCAACGACAACAUGGUGGUGAAGAGCGCCAGUCCCAGCGGCGCCACGCUGCGCAUCAACAUCUACCAGAUGAGCCGCUACAGCAAGCGCGUGGUGACCGUGAACGGGGCGCAGGUGCUGCGCAGCGACGCCAGCGCCUCCAGCGGCGUGGUGCACGUAAUCGACAGGGCACUGGUGGCCGAAGCCAGCGUGAAUGCGCUGGAGUACGUCACGACGCGGGAGUGCGCCGACCUCGACUUCGGCGGCAUCGCCAGCAUAGUGGCGAGGCUGGGGGUGACUGAGCUGCUGAGCCAGGAGGCGCCGCUGACGCUGUUCCUGCCCAUCUCGGCGGCCUUCAGCGACACGGAGAAUGUGUCCGAGGACUUCAGCAACAGCUCCAUCGUCAUGCAGAACUCUCUGCUGUACCACCUGGUGCCGGGCGCGUUCUACAGCGCCGGCGUGCGCGACGGCCAGUGGCUGGAGACGCUGCUCGACGGGCAGGAGCUGCAGCUGCAGGUCGUCACCGACGGCUACACGCGCCGCAUCUCCACCGUCAGCAAGCAGGCGCAGGUGAUUCGCGCCGACAUCCCCGUCGCCAACGGCGUGGUCCACAUCAUCGACUUCGUGCUGCGGCCGGAGCGUAACCUGCAGCGGUGCGACGCGCGCUGAGGGGAGGAGUGCCCGGCCCGACCAGCGGGGUCCAGCUGCCGACCCUCCUCCUGGAACACCUCCACAACCUCGCCUACGCGGACGGAGCUGGCACGGACCGGCAAGAGUUCAGGAGAAUAUGGACGCCUGUUAGGGCUAUAGGUGUUGUUACUACGUGGGAUUAUAAUCUCGUUUUAUCGUUGAGUUAUGUUGCUAAGAGUUGUUGGCUGACAAGGUAAUGCGAAACUGUUUUGAGUGACUGUGAUCUGCUCUUCGCUACUCGUGCUGUCUUUUUCAUGCAGUCGUUCUAAAAAUCUUGUUUUCUAAAACGCACGGCUAAGGUAUGGGGAACAGUUCUUUUUAAGAGGCUCAUUCUAUUUAGAUAUAGACGUUCGGGCCAUAUUUUGCCCGGUUUUCGUCAAAGCCUAACAAUGACCGUGCGGCAAUGCAUGAAAAAACCGACUUGGAAUUUGAAUAUCUCCUCUUGCCCCUUUUGAAAGUUCCUACCUUCUUGCAUUUAGAGGCACUGUGUGUUUUAUUAAAAUCACCGUCUCAUAUGAAGCCAUGAUCCGAGCGUUACUAGCUUGUGCAUGGCAUUCUGGUCUUCUUUAGGAACAGGGUGGCGGUCUUACUGAACACCGUAAACACCAAACCACCCACAGGCUUGGUACGAUCCUGACACAAUGUCUAGUCACGCUGGGGGUUGAGGGUGCAAUUUGACUUUCCAGGUAUUUUUCGGGACGUGUGAAGGACGGUCGGCGAUCCAUGUGGCAACUAUGUGGCAUCUCACCGUAUCUGAAAACAGCUAACAGUUUGCUAUGUCGGAGUGGAGCAGAUCAACCUUUUCACCAAUUAUCCUUAAGAGUAUAAGGUCUUAAGGGUCUUAAGGGCCAAGAACUGUGCUAGAAUUUUAAUUUGGCUGAAACGAGCAAAAUAUACAAAUGCAAUAUCAGCUAUCAGCCCCGCGAAAUCCCUAAUACUUGACUUAUCACUAUACCACCUUUCCGAUUUUCAUACCGAUUUUCCCGCCUUGUCUUUGCCUGUGGUGCCAGUGCACAAAAUGCCGCUUUAGUGAAAGUAAGACCGGGCGAAAAUCGCGUUCCCGUGGGCCCGUGUGAUGUUCUAAUUUCUCCAAAAUGAUCACUGUGUAAC